This is a messenger RNA of Penicillium antarcticum, 1017 nucleotides long. RefSeq names its product putative RTA1 domain protein. The record is from RefSeq and is a predicted model, not a curated record. Lineage: Eukaryota; Fungi; Ascomycota; Eurotiomycetes; Eurotiales; Aspergillaceae. Gene Ontology annotation, cellular component: membrane. Bases 1 to 1017 code for a protein of 338 amino acids. The transcript has 4 exons.
AUGAUCGAGGCAAGGUCGUCAUAUCAGGAGGGAAGCUUGUGGUUCUAUGCGCCAAACAAAGGAGCUACAAUCGCAUUUGCAAUUCUCUUUGCUAUUUCCGGAGGUAUUCAUGGCUACCAAUGCUACAAAUUUAAGUCCUGGAAAGUCACUGGACUUCUGCCAUGGUCCGCCCUUCUAUUCACAGCUGGGUUCAUAAUGCGCACUAUUGGCGCAUUUGGCCAGUGGGGUAACGUCGGUAUCUUUAUUGCUAGUACAGUUCUACUCUUGGCUGGGCCUCCCGUCUAUGAAGGUGCUAACUUCUUCAUCUUGGGUCGCAUGCUCUACUACAUCCCAUAUCACUCACCCAUCCACCCCGGCCGGGUAUUCACAACAUUUGUGGCCUUGGGCGUCGCUAUCGAAAGCAUUACCGCGAACGGAGCUGCUCGAGUCGCAAGUGCAGAUGCCUCAGAGAGCUCACAAAAUACCGGCAAAGCAUUAUUGAAAGCAGCGCUCAUCAUGCAAAUUGCUUUGAUGGCAGGUUUUGUCGCUUUAGCCGGCAGAUUCCACUUUAAUUGUUCCCGAGGGGGAGUGUUGAACGACAAAAUCAAACGGACUCUGAUAGUGCUGUAUUGCAGCUGCACUCUUAUCACAAUCCGCACUAUCUACCGCACGGUGGAAUAUUUCACUGCCGCGAGUUUGAAUGCGUAUUCGGAUAUCAACCAUAUCAGUCCGGUUCUAAAACAAGAGUGGUUCUUCUGGUUCUUUGAAGUCGUGUUCAUGUAUAGUAACACCACUCUUCUAAACGUCUUCCAUCCCAUGCGGUCGCUUCCACGCUCAAAUAAGAUCUAUCUUGCCGAGGAUGGGAUUACUGAGAUCGAGGGCCCGGGAUACGAGGAUCCUCGCCAUUGGCUUCAAACGUUUGUUGACCCAUUCGAUAUCUAUGGACUGAUCACAAAGCGAGGUAAGAAAGAGAAGUAUUGGGAAGCGAACCCGACUUCGCAGCCAGGCAAGCCUGUGAUUGCCAGCCCGGAUGUAUGA